Messenger RNA from Haliotis rubra (blacklip abalone), 600 nucleotides. Its product is annotated as ependymin-related protein 1-like. Bases 1 to 600 code for a protein of 199 amino acids. Gene Ontology annotation, molecular function: calcium ion binding. The transcript is spliced from 5 exons. Gene Ontology annotation, cellular component: extracellular region; lysosome. The record is from RefSeq and is a predicted model, not a curated record. Gene Ontology annotation, biological process: cell-matrix adhesion. NCBI's taxonomy places the organism in Eukaryota, Metazoa, Mollusca, Gastropoda, Lepetellida, Haliotidae.
AUGAUCCUACAAGCAGCACUUUUCAUCGCUGGUCUGACUGUUGCUAGUGGCAGCAUCUGUUGUCCACCCAAGCAAUUCAACGCAUUCCAGUAUGUCACCAUUGUCAACUCCACGACCACGUUACGUGCGUUGUAUCAUAUCGUCUACGACGGCCUCAAACAAAGAUAUCUCAUCAGCGGUGACCGCCUCAACAAUUACCUCGGAACCACCAAAGUAAUCUACGACUACCAAAAGAUGCUUGGUUACAGCAUAGGCUCAGUGGCACGCACUUGUACAACAUUCCCCCUUCAUGGACAUUUUGAGGAUCAGGAGAAUAUCUGUGUUCCAAGUGGGGCUGUCUCUCUGGGCCCUUACUUUUAUGGUUACAACCGGAACAAGCUGGCGUCAGCGACGUACACCUACAACAGCACCACCACCGAUGGGAGGCAUCAGAGCAUUGAGGCUAUUGUCUCACAGGACGAUUGUGUACCACUCGUCAGCACCACGAUUUCAACAGACAGCGCAGGAGUAAACUCUCUUUACGUUCUCGGGUAUAACGACUUCUAUCCCGGCAUCAAAGACGCCAGUGUCUUGGACAUUCCGACAUACUGUCGGUUCUGA